CAGACCAGGGAUUGAACCCACGCCCUCGGCAGUGAAGGCAGUGAAAGCGUGGAGUCCUAACCACUGGACCACCAGGGAAUUCCCUCUAGUUGUUAUUUUGCUAGGGAUCUUCACACCUUUUUCCAUAGUGGCUGUACCAGUUUACAUUCCUCCUCACCCUCUCCAACACUUAUCUGUGUCUUUUUGAUAAUAGCCAUCCUAAUAGGUGUGUGAGGUGAUACCUCAUUGUGGUUCUGAUUUGCAUUUCCCUGGUGAUUAGUGAUUGCACUGGGUCUUGAAGGACAAUGAGGACCUAAUUAGGUUAGAAAAGUGGUGGUGGGAGAGCAUCCCUGGCAGAGGAAACAGCCAGUGCGGCCUUUGCACAUGCUGUUUCCAGAGGUGAGAAACAGCUUUGAGGGAACUAGUGGUUUCAGUCGUGGCCCCCAAAAGAUAAUGUCCUAACCCCGGAACCUAUGAAUGUAACCUUAUUUGGAAAAAGUCUUUGCAGAUGUAAUUAAGUCAAGGAUCUCGAGAUAUCCUGGGUUAUCCAAGUAGACCCUACAUCUAAAUACAAGUUCCCUUAUAAGAGGCAAAAGAGGAGAAGACAGAAGAGGAAAAAGCCAUGUGAAGUUGGAGACAGAAAUUGAACUCAAUUUCUAGCCUCCCUCCCCUUCCCUCGAGGUUGGAGGUGAGAGGUCGGUAAGUUAGACUUCUUCCUGUGCCUCCAAGCCCCAACCCUCUAAUCACAUGACUGGUUUUUCUGGUCCUGACCAGCCCCCAUCCUGAGUCCCUCAUUAGUGUAAACUCAGGUGUGGUCAGGGAGCGCCCCUCAUCUAUGAAUAACAAAGACAAGCCUAUCACCUGGAAGUUCCAAGGACUUAGAGUUUGUCUCCCAGGAAACAGCCGGAGACCAGAUGCAUUCUCCAAUAUACCACAACAAUGCCGAAGGGGCCAGGAUCCACUUGUUCAUUCAUUUAACAAAUGUUGACCGAGCACUUGCCAUGAGCCAUGCACAGUUCUUGGUGCUGGAGAUCCAGCAGGAUCCGGCCACAGGCAUGAGGGGCCCCGGGCCGAAAUGAUAGUGCUGGCGCCAGCCUGGAGCCCAACUACCUCGCUGCUGCUGCUGCUGCUGCUGCUGCUCAGCCCCCGCCUCCGCGGGGCCCCGGACUGCUCCUUCCCGCACAGCCCCAUCUCCUCCACCUUCACCAGCACCAUCGGCAAGCUGUCUGACUACCUGCUUCAAGAUUACCCAGUCACUGUUGCCUCCAACCUGCAGGACGACGAGCUCUGUGGGGCUUUCUGGCGUCUGGUCCUGGCCCAGCGCUGGAUGGGACGGCUCAAGACUGUGGCUGGGUCCCAGAUGGGGAAACUGCUGGAGGCUGUCAACACCGAGAUACACUUCGUCACCUCAUGUGCCUUCCAGCCCCUCCCCAGCUGUCUUCGCUUCGUCCAGGCCAACAUCUCCCACCUCCUGCAGGACACUUCCCAGCAGCUGGUGGCCUUGAAGCCCUGGAUCACGCGGCGGAAUUUCUCCAGACUCCUCCACCCUGCUGCCCCCAAGGAGUCCUGGGGCCUUGGGGGCCACAUCCCUGCCGGCCCCGCAGGCCCCUCUUCUGCUUCUCUUGCUGCUGCUGCUGCUGCCCGUGGCCCUCCUGCUGCUGGCUGCUGCCUGGUGCCUGCACUGGCGAAGGAAGAGACAGAGGAUGCCUUACCGUGGGGAGCGGAGGAGGACACUGAGGCCCAGAGAGAGGAGUCACCUGCCCGAGGACACAGAGUCGGAAGUUGGAGGAAGUCAGCUAGAAACUGGUCCUUUCCUUGGCCACGUUGCUCCUGUCACUGUCUCCCCAGGAUGGAGGCAACGCCAGCACCCAGCAGCAGCCCCGGCCUCACCCUCCCCACUCUGUACAAAGCCCUUGUCCCCAGGAAAUUGUAUAUAAAUCAUCCUUUUCUACCAGCUCUGGCCAGGCCUGUCUGUGGAUGGGACAGGGUGAGUGGAUGGGGCAGUUUGGGUUUGGGUCUUGGUUUUUCAGUUAAUGCAGUGUUUCAUUCAAUACCUAUUCUCUGAGGCCUCCUGGGCCCCACGGCCAGUGCAGGUCAGGGCUGGGACCCACACGUGAGUGAGAACCAGCCCCACCCUCUCAGGGUUCCUGGUCCAUGGGGGAGAAGACAGGGGCCCCAGAGAGCCCCAGUACAGGAUGACACACGCUCUAAUGGAGGUAGCAUAGGCACUGUGGGAGCCCCGAGGAUGUACCUGAGCCAGCCUGAGAUAACAGGGAAGCUCUCUAGAGAGAAGGACUCAAGCCAGAUUUUAGAAGGUGGGGGUGGAGGGAAGGGCAUCCCAGUCAAGGGGAACCGCCAAAGCAAAGGCUUUGUCCAGAAAGUCCAGAAAGUGAGAAGCUCCUUUGGGGAACACUCAGGCAUCUAUAAGUCAUUCCUUCAUGCGUUAGAUCUCAUGGGGAAGACUAGCUCCACCUUUUUGACAGGUGAGGACACUGAGGCCCAUACACGGCCAGGGAUUUAGCCAGAUCACAAGGAAGCCGGACAGGCACCGGAAUCCAGAUCUCUAAGCCUAGACUGAGCGCAAAAGGGCAUGCCUCGUUGCCCGCUGUGGGCCUACACGUAUUAUCGCUUUAGGGGGUAAGAGCGCUUCUCCUCCAGCCUUCUCGCCCCCGUCCCACCGCAAACACAGCGGACAACUCGCGCGAGGAUUACCAGCCCCUCCUAAAUACAGCAACGGAGGCUGAACAGCCCCGCCCCCGCAGAGCCCCCUCCUGCCCCACGUGAUCUCGCCCGGCACAGCCAUGGCCGCCUAGGUUCGAUAGAAACGAUACUGAUUGGACAGUCAAAAGACGACCCGCCUUCCAG
This is a messenger RNA of Aethalodelphis obliquidens (Pacific white-sided dolphin), 2844 nucleotides long. RefSeq names its product fms related receptor tyrosine kinase 3 ligand (gene FLT3LG). Gene Ontology annotation, cellular component: membrane; cell surface. The record is from RefSeq and is a predicted model, not a curated record. Lineage: Eukaryota; Metazoa; Chordata; Mammalia; Artiodactyla; Delphinidae. Gene Ontology annotation, molecular function: cytokine activity; receptor tyrosine kinase binding. The transcript is spliced from 8 exons. Gene Ontology annotation, biological process: positive regulation of cell population proliferation. The coding region runs from base 1055 to 2044 and encodes 329 amino acids.